Molecule: messenger RNA, 1908 nt
Organism: Erigeron canadensis
Lineage: Eukaryota; Viridiplantae; Streptophyta; Magnoliopsida; Asterales; Asteraceae
Product: F-box protein At1g47056-like
Exons: 1
Coding region: 110-1723 (537 amino acids)
Biological process (GO): SCF-dependent proteasomal ubiquitin-dependent protein catabolic process
Cellular component (GO): SCF ubiquitin ligase complex
Molecular function (GO): protein binding
Source: RefSeq, a predicted model, not a curated record
CAAUUUCAAGUCCACCACCGAUAUAUAAACAAAUAAAUAUAGAUAUAGAGAUAUAGAUAUAGAUAUGGAUAUAAUGAUUUAGUGAGACCAACGAAUCGCCACGCCGUGGAUGGGCCAGUCACACUCGAUUACUGCCGGAAUCACUAACCGUCGGAGAAACUCCGUCGUGAAAUCGAUGCCGGCGAACGGUCCAAAGGAAUUACGUUCGUUUUUAACGGAAGAGAAUGUUACUGAUGAAGAAAAAUAUCUUUCCGGCGAUAUAUUGAUACUUCCGGACGCGUGUGUAGCGUGCAUUUUUCAGUUUCUCGGAUCCGGUGACCGGAAACAGUGCUCGCUUGUUUGUCGGCGGUGGAAGGAAGUUGAAGGACAGACGCGCCACCGUCUUUCUCUAAAUGCGCAAUCGGAAAUCAUUUCGGUAAUUCCGUCCCUAUUUUCUCGAUUUGAUUCCGUUACUAAACUGUCUUUGAAAUGUGACCGGAGAUCUGUAAGUAUUAGCGAUGAAGCACUGGUUUUAAUAUCUGAGCGGUGCGUGAAUCUCACGCGCUUGAAGCUUAGGUCAUGUAGGCAGGUUACGGAUUUAGGUAUGGUCAGGUUUUCAAAAAAUUGUAAAGGUCUGAAACGGUUUUCGUGUGGUUCGUGUGUUUUUGGAGCUAAAGGAAUGAAUGCUGUGAUUGAUAAUUGUUUGCUGUUAGAAGAAUUGUCGGUUAAACGGCUACGUGGCAUCGGUGAUGGAUCGAAUGGGAUGGAGACGGAGUUUAUUGGAUCUAGUGGUGUAUCUGCAUUGUCUCUUAAGUUUAUAUGUUUGAAAGAUUUAUACAAUGCACAGUGUUUUGGGCCGUUGUUAAUGGGAGCGAAAAAUUUGAGGACGUUGAAGUUGUUUAGGAAUUCUGGAGAUUGGGAUAAGUUGUUGGAGAUGGUUACUGAUAAUGUGGAUGGAUUGGUUGAGGUGCAUUUGGAGAGGUUACAAGUGAGUGAUACCGGUCUUGCAUCGUUCUCAAAAUGUGGAAAUUUGGAAAUAUUGCAUAUAUUGAAAACGCCUGAUUGUUCGAAUUUGGGGUUGGUGUCUAUGGCGGAGAAUUGUAGGCUUUUGAGGAAGCUGCAUAUUGAUGGUUGGAAGACGAAUAGGAUAGAUGAUGGAGGGUUAAUUGGUGUAGCGAAAUACUGUCCUAACCUUCAGGAGCUUGUGCUUAUUGGUGUCAAUUGUACUCGUGUUGGUUUAGAGAUGUUGGCUACAAAUUGCCAGAAGUUAGAGCGGUUGGCAUUAUGUGGGAGUGAAACUGUCGGGGAUGCUGAGAUUUCUUGCAUUGCUGAGAAAUGUACCGCUUUGAAGAAGCUUUGUAUCAAGAGUUGUCCUGUGUCUGAUCAUGGAAUGGAAGCGUUAGCAGGCGGUUGCCCAAAUUUGGUUAAGGUUAAGGUGAAGAAGUGUCGUGGAGUGACUGGUGAUGGUGCAGGCUGGUUGAGGGCUAGUAGGGAGUCGUUGGCUGUUAAUUUGGAUACUACUGAAGUUGAGAGUCAGGAUGCAGCUAGUGAUGGUAAUCCAGAUAUUGUGGUUGAAGACCCUCCCGUAGCUCGCCAAAAUGAUGGGGCUAGUAAUGCUGCUUCUAGCAGUGCUACUCGAUCAACAUCAUUUAAGGCUAGGUUAGGCCUUAUUGCUGGAAGAAGCUUAUCGUCUUGCACAUUCAGGAAGUGGUCCAGCUUUAGUGGUGGUUCUCGGAGUCAAUGAACGUGAGAGGGCCUUAAUGUGAUGAAACAGAUUCACAAAAUGUGCUGGUUUGCUAUACAGUCUUGUUUAACUUUUUGAUUGUGUGCUUCAGCUUUGUGUGUUUAGCCUGGCUUGCUAGUUUUGCAUUCUAAAAUCAGUAUGCAAUGAUGGCAUUUUAUAUGAAAUUUGAUUUGUCUUUCUUUUCA